This is a messenger RNA of Verruconis gallopava, 705 nucleotides long. RefSeq lists its product as uncharacterized. Bases 1 to 705 code for a protein of 234 amino acids. NCBI's taxonomy places the organism in Eukaryota, Fungi, Ascomycota, Dothideomycetes, Venturiales, Sympoventuriaceae. The transcript is spliced from 2 exons. The record is from RefSeq and is a predicted model, not a curated record.
AUGUCACGAGCGUCAACGCGUGUGAGCAUUCGCUGGUUGCCAGAUCCCGCAUCUGAAGAGACAGACACAUUAGUGCUAAGCGUUGAUGGAUACUAUGUCGACCUGAGGGUCCGCAAGUCUGACGGUGCCAUCGAUUGGUUGCUUGCUGGUGAGAGAAUAGUUGAUCCAGAAAACACUUCCAAAGUUAAAUUCACUCACAUAAUUGACUCAAAUCAUGAUCCAAGGGAUCCUCAUCCAGCUCCAGAUGUGGGCGAGUUCAGCAAGCUCCCAAAUGGUGACGAUCUUGAAACAGGUCAGAUGCCCAACCCAGCAGCUGGAGGAAAGAUGAUGGCUUACGAGGAAGUAUGGCGCGAACUUAACUGGAAGGUUUCACCAGAGAACACCGAUAUGAAUUGGAUUUUAGAGGCCCUUGACAAUCAUGAUGAUAAUGAUGACCUCAGGUGCAAAACCUUCUACGCAAAGGUAGGCAGGUACUACCUCGCCGCUCAAAAAAAGGAGAGGAAUCAUGACGCGCAGUUCGCAGCGAUAAGGCAGGAUUUCCAGCCCGAAACGCGAGAGUGGAAGGUCAUUUAUCAGAUAGGUGAUACGAGCAGAUUAGCCAGGUAUUCGGCAGAAGAUGAGGAGAUCACGAACGCAUGGAGCCUAGCAGAUCAAGUACAGUACGGAGGAGAAAGCUGCGUUGUAAGAGCUCUGUCAGCACAAUGA